AUGGCAGCCGCCGCCUAUGUGGACCACUUUGCCGCCGAGUGCCUCGUGUCCAUGUCUAGCCGCGCAGUCGUGCAUGGGCCGCGGGAGGGGCCGGAGCCCCGGCCCGAAGGCGCGGUCACCACAGCUGCCGCCACGCUGCCUCGAGUCGAGGAGCGCCGCGACGGCAAGGACAGCGCCUCGCUCUUCGUAGUGGCGCGGAUCCUAGCGGACCUCAACCAGCAGGCGCCGGCGCCAGUCCCAGCGGAGCGCAGGGAGGGCGCAGCGGCCCGCAAGGCGAGGACACCCUGCCGCCUGCCGCCGGCACCGCCGCCGGAGCCACCUACCCCCGAGCCUGCUUCCCCUGGCGGCGGAGACGCUGUGGCCGCGCCCCCCAGCCCCGCGUGGAGUGAGCCUGAGUCGGGGCUGGAGCCCGAGCGGGAGAUGGAGCCCGCAGGGAGCUGCGAACCUGGCUUCAGACAAAGGGGUCGAAGGGGCCGAAGUCGCGCCGACCUUGAGUCUCCGCAGAGAAAGCACAAAUGCCACUAUGCGGGCUGCGAGAAAGUUUACGGAAAAUCCUCGCACCUCAAAGCGCACCUGAGAACUCACACAGGUGAGAGACCCUUUGCCUGCAGCUGGCAGGACUGCAACAAGAAGUUUGCACGCUCUGAUGAGCUGGCCCGGCACUUUCGCACGCACACAGGUGAGAAGAAGUUCAGCUGCCCCAUAUGUGAGAAGCGCUUCAUGCGCAGCGACCACCUGACGAAGCAUGCACGGCGCCAUGCCAACUUCCACCCAGGCAUGCUACAGAGACGUGGCGGAGGCUCGCGGACCGGCUCUGUCAGCGACUACAGCCGCUCUGAUGCCAGCAGCCCCACUAUUAGCCCAGCCAGUUCACCCUGA
Messenger RNA from Orycteropus afer afer, 879 nucleotides. RefSeq names its product Kruppel like factor 13 (gene KLF13). The transcript has 2 exons. The coding region runs from base 1 to 879 and encodes 292 amino acids. Lineage: Eukaryota; Metazoa; Chordata; Mammalia; Tubulidentata; Orycteropodidae. Gene Ontology annotation, biological process: regulation of transcription by RNA polymerase II. Gene Ontology annotation, molecular function: RNA polymerase II cis-regulatory region sequence-specific DNA binding; DNA-binding transcription factor activity, RNA polymerase II-specific. The record is from RefSeq and is a predicted model, not a curated record.